AUGUAUAUACUCAUUAAAGCUGCAUUGGAGCAUGGCAUGAAUCGCUACGUGUUCGUAACGUAUAGACAGGCUGUGGCCACUAUCGCCAUUGCCCCUGUUGCUUUUUUCUUAGACUGGAAAAGAAUGCCUCCCCUUGACUUCAAGGCUUUGUUUCACAUCUUUAUGCUGGCGCUCUUAGGGAUCACACUAGAACAGGUUCUCUAUUUCUCGGGCUUUGAAUACACCACUUCAACUUAUGCAGCCACCAUAACAAAUCUCAUCCCUGCAAUCGCCUUUGUCAUGGCCUGUCUCCUGAGAUUGGAGAACGUGCAUAUCAAGAGCCCAAGGGGCCGGGCGAAGGUCAUUGGCACCAUUAUAUGCAUAGGAGGUGCUAUGAUCAUGACAUUCGUCAAGGGUCCUAUUCUUGAAUUCUUUCAUCACCUCCGGACAUCGAAAUCUCUUUCUGAUAUUUUGGGAGCCAAAUCACUGGUUGAUACCAAGGACAACUUAACCUUGGGCAUAAUUUUGCUCAUAAUAAGUGUUACUGCUUAUUCUGCAUGGAUAAGCUACCAGGCUUGGGUUUUCAAGGAUUGCCCUGCUAACCUCUCCUUGACUGCACUCAUGUUGUUCAUGGGUAUGGUUCAAUGCGGUGUGAUUGCUGUUAGCUUUGAAAGAUCUGCGGCGGCCUGGAGACUAGCCUGGAAUUAUAGACUUCUAACAUAUAUCUACAGCUCACCCAGGCCCGACACAUUUGCAGCCCCGGUUUCUCCAAUUCUUGGUGCUAGCUCGUUGGUUAAAUUCUAUGUUGCUUAA
Molecule: messenger RNA, 792 nt
Organism: Amborella trichopoda
Lineage: Eukaryota; Viridiplantae; Streptophyta; Magnoliopsida; Amborellales; Amborellaceae
Source: RefSeq, a predicted model, not a curated record